CCCGCCCGUCACGCCGCCCAUCCGUGCGUUUUCCUUCCUUCGUCUCUUGCUCGCCUGCUCGCGAGGCUUUGCGUCACCCGCCGAUCGAGUUCUCCAGGCUCCGGGGUCCAGUCCAGAGGCCGAGGCGAUCGGCGCGCAGCCUUGCGCAGGUGAUUCUCCUCUCCCUCGGCUUGCUCGGUCUCGGAUUCUCGCUCAACCCCCCUGCUCGAUCGUAGUGGUUCUCCUCCGGCGGAUCGCCGCCUCACCAGUUACAGAGUACUAGAGAAUGGCCGACGAGGAUAUUCAGCCUAUUGUGUGUGACAAUGGCACUGGAAUGGUCAAGGCAGGUUUUGCCGGUGACGAUGCACCAAGAGCUGUCUUCCCUAGCAUUGUGGGAAGGCCACGCCAUACCGGCGUCAUGGUUGGCAUGGGUCAGAAGGAUGCCUAUGUGGGCGAUGAAGCUCAGGCGAAGAGAGGUAUCCUGACACUGAAGUACCCAAUUGAGCACGGCAUCGUUAACAACUGGGAUGACAUGGAGAAGAUCUGGCAUCACACCUUCUACAACGAGCUCCGUGUUGCGCCUGAAGACCACCCUGUACUGCUGACCGAGGCCCCUCUCAACCCUAAGGCCAACAGAGAGAAGAUGACCCAGAUCAUGUUUGAGACCUUUGAAUGUCCGGCAAUGUAUGUUGCAAUUCAGGCCGUUCUUUCCUUGUACGCUAGUGGGCGAACAACAGGUAUUGUGCUGGACUCUGGUGACGGUGUGAGCCACACUGUUCCGAUCUAUGAAGGAUACACACUUCCUCAUGCUAUUCUCCGUUUGGACCUUGCUGGCCGUGACCUUACUGAUCACCUAAUGAAGAUCCUCACAGAGAGAGGGUACUCCCUCACGACAAGUGCAGAGCGUGAAAUUGUCAGGGACAUCAAAGAGAAGCUUGCUUACGUUGCCCUUGACUACGAGCAGGAGCUGGAAACUGCCCGGAGCAGUUCCUCUGUUGAGAAGAGCUACGAAAUGCCUGAUGGCCAGGUUAUCACCAUUGGGUCAGAAAGGUUCAGGUGCCCUGAGGUGCUCUUCCAGCCAUCUCUCGUUGGCAUGGAGUCUCCUGGCAUACAUGAAGCUACAUACAACUCCAUCAUGAAGUGCGAUGUCGAUAUCAGGAAGGAUUUGUAUGGUAAUGUUGUGCUCAGUGGAGGAUCUACCAUGUUCCCUGGGAUCGCUGAUCGUAUGAGCAAAGAGAUCACGUCCCUGGCUCCUAGCAGCAUGAAGAUUAAAGUGAUUGCGCCACCUGAAAGAAAAUACAGUGUCUGGAUUGGUGGCUCUAUACUGGCCUCUCUCAGCACUUUUCAGCAGAUGUGGAUCUCCAAGGCAGAGUAUGACGAAACUGGUCCGGGCAUUGUCCACAUGAAGUGCUUCUAAAGUGUGGAGAAGCUUGACAUGGCUCUUCCAAGAAGGUUGCUGCCUUGUCAGCCCGUUGCCCUGAAGCAAUACAGAAGGGGCAGACGCAGAGUAUAAAGUGGACAGAAAUAAACAGUAGCUGUGUACCCUAGGUCGUUGAAGUGAAUUAAAAUCUACACAUAUUAGUCCGUGGUGCUCCGUGUCGUAUUGAAUGGAUUGUUCAUAUAUAUUUGGUUUGCUGUUUCGUACCUAGUUUGCGUUUUGGUUCCAGCUGAUGUCUAUGCGAGUCUGAGAUAAUAAUACAGUAUCUGCAUAUUUUUUUCCCAGAAAAUCAUGUGAUUUCUUUU
This is a messenger RNA of Panicum virgatum (switchgrass), 1722 nucleotides long. RefSeq names its product actin-1-like. NCBI's taxonomy places the organism in Eukaryota, Viridiplantae, Streptophyta, Magnoliopsida, Poales, Poaceae. The transcript is spliced from 5 exons. Bases 266 to 1396 code for a protein of 376 amino acids. The record is from RefSeq and is a predicted model, not a curated record.